UGCUCCGGCACUCACAACUCCUCUCACUGUCGGCUCGAACUGAUGAGACGCCCUUAAUACACGGCCAAUAUUGAUGGGGUACCAAGCUCAAUAUCUGGACCACAACAACAGGAAAAAAAACCGAAACAGCAGAGAGUGGAUUAGCACAGUGAACGAAACCUGCAACACCAUGUUGAUUCACCACGCUCCAGGGAGCAUGAUGGCAGUCCUGCAGGAGAUGGAGGACAAUGGCAACUGUCCCCAUGAUGAGGCUCUGCAGUAUCUGUUCUUCCUUCUCUCCAAAAUGGCUUUGAACACGCUAGUGUUGUCCUUCUGGUUGCGGAGCAUUACCCAGACCUUUCUCGGCAUCCUCAGCAUCUCCAUGUAUCUGGUUGACCUGUCGAUGAUCUGCACCAUUUCCUGGAUCUGCUGGUUCAGGGAGAACCUUGAAGCCCACAAGUUCCUGUGCUUCAGUCUGUCGCACAGCUCCACCGUGUACUCUAUGCUGCCUUUGCCAGUUCUUCUGGCAGGAGCACUGGACUACGCUGCCCAUCGACGCCUGGUGGUCAACUGGGACUCUCCAGGUAGGACAGCUGGCCGCUGCGUAGUAGUGCUAUUAAUGUGGGCCUUGGCUUGCUGCUAUUCCUACAUGAACACCGACGCGGAACUGCUGACAAUUCAGUACAAGGAAGAAAUGCAGGCUCUUGUGUGCCCAGUGCAAGAUUCUACAGUGGUCAGCUACUUCAAUUUGAACUUGUUCAUUGUGGCAGGUGCCAUACUUUUGCUGUACUGCAGAGGGGUACCUCGCUGGGCUCGCCUGGCCAACAAACUGAGCAGGAAAAAAUCUUGGCUACUUGCUCCUAGGAGUGAUCUAGCCUUUUCCAACACGCCACAGAAGCUCAAAGAGGGGACUGCUGAGGACCCACGUAUGGAUCAUGAUCAGCAGGAUCUUCCUCCUCUUUUCGUGAGCCUGACUCUAUGUUUCAUUUUGAACUGGACACCCUACUUGUUGAUGAGUGUAGCCUGUGACCUCCUGGGAUUCGCAGUGCCGGCUUACGCUACAGUUAACCUCCUAUGGACGGCCUGUGCCAACAGUUUAAUGGCCGGUGUGGCCUUCUGGUACAGCAGUGAUGAUCUUGGACCUUUCUGCAAAUUGCCAGAUGACAUCUGCGCAUGGAGCUUUUACUGGCACUUGAGUAAAGAAAACUAUCAGUGGCCUACCAGUAAGAUACGCAACAAUAGACUAAGCACAUUGUCAGAAAGACUGCUGCACCACCUGUAGAGAUUUAGUGAAAAGAACUAGUGGAAGUACUAUCUAAAGUUUUUAUAUCACCACCAAGACAGGUCCUUUGCACUCGGCAGAGGCCAAAGCGAACUGAGCUAAAGUUGUACGCACUUAUCGUGCGAUCAUUCUGCACACUCAAGGACACUGGUCAAAGUUCAGCUCUUCUGUACAGCACAGUGUAAAUAUGAUUUUGAAACAAACAAUAAAUGUGGGAAUGCAUGGUGAUUAUUAUUUGAUCUGAUU
Colossoma macropomum (tambaqui) is the source of this 1507-nucleotide messenger RNA. RefSeq names its product probable G-protein coupled receptor 160. Gene Ontology annotation, cellular component: plasma membrane; signaling receptor complex. Lineage: Eukaryota; Metazoa; Chordata; Actinopteri; Characiformes; Serrasalmidae. The transcript is spliced from 2 exons. The record is from RefSeq and is a predicted model, not a curated record. Bases 74 to 1261 code for a protein of 395 amino acids.